AUGGGCGUCACAGGCCUUUGGUCCGUCGUGGCGCCGACCGCACGCCCUACCUCACUGGCGUCGCUGAAUCGCAAGCGACUGGCAGUUGACGCCUCGAUCUGGAUCUACCAGUUCCUCAAGGCGGUGCGCGACAAAGAAGGCAAUGCACUGCGCAACUCGCACGUGGUGGGCUUCUUCCGGCGCAUCUGCAAGCUGCUGUACUUUGGCAUCAAGCCGGUGUUUGUGUUUGACGGUGGAGCGCCAACGCUGAAGCGCGAGACGGUGCGGAAGAGGCGGCAGCGCAGAGAGGGGAGACGGGAAGAUGCGGUGAGGACGGCGGGGAGGUUGCUGGCGGUGCAGAUGGAGAGGGUGGUGGAGGAGGAGCGGGAGAGGGCGAGGAAGGAGAAGGAAGGGGGGCGGAGGGCGCAAGAUGAGGAGGAAGGCGUGGGUGAGGAGGCGGAGCUGGUGUAUGUGGAUGAGAUUGGGAUGGGGGAGGCGGAGAGGAAGAAAGGCCGUGCUGAGGGUUUCAAGAGGAGGGAUCAAUACCAUUUGCCUGACUUGGAUGUGCGCAUCGAAGACAUGGGGGCGCCGAAUGAUCCAAGGAUAAUGAGCCAGACGGAACUGGAGGAAUAUGCGCAGCAGUUCCACAGUGGGGAGGACAUCAAUCUCUACGACUUUAGCAAGAUUGAUUUUGAGAGUCCCUUCUUUCUGAGUCUGCCUGCGGGGGAUCGCUAUAACAUCCUGAACGCAGCGAGACUGCGAAGCAGGUUGAGGAUGGGCUACACAAAGGAUCAAUUGAAUGGCAUGUUCCCUGAUCGCAUGGCCUUCAGCCGCUUCCAGAUUGAAAGAGUGAGGGAGCGAAACGAAUUGACGCAGCGGCUGAUGCAUAUCAAUGGAAUGGGGGAUGAAUGGGACUCUGGCGGGAGGAUCGCUGGUGAGAAGGGAAAGGAGUACGUUUUGGUACGCAAUGACGGUGUCGAGGGCGGUUGGGCACUGGGCGUGGUCUCGAAUAAGCUGGGCACGAGCAAGGGAAUGGCUAUUGAUGUAGACGAGGACAGUGAUGCAGACGGGGUAAAGUCGGAGAACGACGAUUCGGAUGAGUUCGAAGAUGUCGAGAUAGAGGGUCUCAAUCGGUUGCCACAGAGCUGGAAGCGGAAAAGGGCGAGGGAGGUCGACUAUGACAUUUCUUAUGAGGACGCAGCUGAGAAGAUUGCAAAGAAACGGAAGGCUGUGUACGAUGCCCGAAAGGCCGCCGUCCAGGCACCUGUCUCGAAACCCGUGCAGAUAAAUGCAGCAAAUGGAGAGCAGGACGGCCUUUUUGUCGAGCAAGACGGAGCGGACGAAGACGACGAUCUCUUCGAAGACGUCGAUAUCGGGCCGCCGCCCCAGGAUGAGGACGAUGACCUUCAACGAGCUAUCGCAAUGUCCCUCGAGCAACCGCAAGAACAGCAAGAAUCAAUCGAACGACCGGAGGAGAAUCCAGACAAAGAUCAGGACGAUGCAUUCGAUAUGCGAGCUGCUCUUGCAGAGGCACGGCAGUCGAAGCACGAAUCGAAGACGAAAGUACGCCCAGGCUCGCCAAAGCCUCCGUCACAAGCACCGAAGUUUGAUGGGCCUCUUCCAUUCGAAUCACUUAAUCUUGGGCAGUCUUUACUCGGCAAGAAGAAAGCCAAGAAAGUCGAAGAGGACCUGUCCGGAGGUUUCCAGCCCGAAUUGGGCGACGACACCUUUCGCAAAGAAAGGCCGCCCCAGCCAGUGCCAUCGUGGUUUGACGCGGCACCGACGACGAAAGACAUGAAAAAGAUUCGUGUGACGGACGGGGAUGAAGAUGGCGAAGACUAUGUCACUUCAGGUCCAUUGGAUGCCAGUCGCGAAGAGAUAUUGCAGCGAAAGCCUACCAAUGAAGUAAUCGACCUCGAAGCUGAGCCAUCAACGCAACAGCCGAGUCAGGUGGAGUUGUCUAGUGACGAUGAAGACUUUGAGCAGGUGACUCAGGAAGCACCAGCCGAGCCCAACGAGUGGCAGCUGCCCGAGCACGAGCAAGAGCAGGUAGACGCUCAGGCAGAACUGCGACGCAAGGCUGAAGAAGAAGCUAGAGAAGCUCGAUACGCCAUGGCCCGUGAAAUAGCUGCUGAACCUGAGGGUGCAGAACAGCCGACAAUGGACGAGGUGGCCGACCGGGCACAAGAGAAGCCUCCAUCGCCUACUGAACACCCGAUGUUUAUUCCAUCUCCAAAACAGCCAGAGGUUGCCCCUCAACUUGAACCAGAAGACGAAGAGAUGUUCGAAUGGAGCGCAUCUGAAGCUGGAAGCCCAGCACGCAAGUUAUCGUCACCAGCUGCUAAACCUGCCGCCGCAGAAGCCGAAGACUCUGACGAAGAGUUCGAAGACGUCCCAAUGAACGACCUCCCUCCACCAGCCUUGCUUCACCAGCCGUCGACGAACGAACCUCAAGCUCCCACACUUGACGCAUCUGAGUACCUCCUCCCGGCCGAAGACGAGCCUGCCCCCAGAACAGAUGCUAAUGCGCAGCCUGAGGAGUACGAUGACCAAUUCUCGGACUCAGACGAAGAGCUCAUGCGGCAACUCGCCAUCGAAGCCGAGGAACACGCCCGCUUCACCAACUCCCUCAACUCCAGCAACCCCUACGGCACCAAAGACGCGGCCUCCGCGGCACGCGACUACGAGAACGAACUCAAACAGCUCCGCUCGCAGCAGAAGCGCGACCGCCGAGACGCCGACGAAGUCACGCAGACCAUGAUCCAGGAGUGUCAGGCGCUCCUCGGCCUCUUCGGCCUCCCCUACAUCACCGCACCAAUGGAAGCCGAAGCACAGUGUGCGGAACUGGUCAGUCUGGGCCUCGUCGACGGCAUCAUCACCGACGACUCAGACAUCUUCCUCUUCGGAGGCACACGCGUAUACAAGAACAUGUUCAGCCAGAACAAAUUCGUCGAAUGCUACCUACUCUCCGACCUAGAGCGCGAGUACACGCUCACGCGCCACAAGCUCAUCGCCUUCGCCCACCUCCUAGGCAGCGACUACACCACAGGCCUCACGGGCAUCGGCCCCGUGACCGCGCUCGAGAUCCUCACCGACUUCAGCGGCGACCUCAGCGCGUUCCGCGACUGGUGCGACCAAAUCCAAAAAGCCGCGCACCACCAGCAACCCCGCGGCUCCGGCUCCUCCGACCUCGACGGCCUGCUCAACACCUCCUUCCGCCGCAAAUUCAAAUCCGCCGCCCAGAAGCGCGUCCUGCUCCCCACGGGCUUCCCCGACGCGCGCGUCGACCACGCCUACCUGCAACCCGACGUCGACGCGGACCCGCACCCCUUUGAAUGGGGUGUGCCGGACCUCGACAAACUGCGCGGCUUCCUCAUGGCCACCAUCGGCUGGAGCCAGGAGCGCACGGACGAGGUGCUCGUCCCCGUGAUCCGCGACAUGAAUCGCCGCGGCGUCGAGGGCACGCAGGCCAACAUCACGCGCUUCUUCAGUGGGGGCGUUGGUGUCGGUGCCGCCUCCGCCGCUGCUGGUGGUGCUGCCGCUGGCGCUGCUGCGAAGGUGGGCAGUGGCAGGGCAGCAGUGGAGGGAGGCGCGGGUGAUGAGGCGCUAGGCCAGCGGAAUCGGACGGGGAAAGAGAGUGGGAGGAUGAGGAACGCGUGGAAGAGGCUGAGGGGUGAGGCGGAGAGGCAGCGGAGGGGCGGGGAUGAGGUCGUGGCGAUUGAGAGUGGGGUGCCGGAGGCGGUGGAGGAGGGGGCGAAGGAUGUCGAUGUUGAAGCUCAGGUUCUCGGUGGCGAGGACGACGGUGAUAGGAAGGCAAAAAACAAGGCGAAGAGCAAAGCGCGGAAAGGGAGCAAGGUCGGGAGGGCAGGAACCCGAAGCCCGAGUCUCGACGAGGAUGCAGACAGCGUGGCCGACGACGAGGCUUACGGGCCGAAGCAAAAGCAAAAGCGAAAGCAGGCUGCGAAUAAGGAUAAAAGACACCGUCGCAGAGCCUGA
Molecule: messenger RNA, 3975 nt
Organism: Cyphellophora europaea CBS 101466
Lineage: Eukaryota; Fungi; Ascomycota; Eurotiomycetes; Chaetothyriales; Cyphellophoraceae
Exons: 1
Coding region: 1-3975 (1324 amino acids)
Biological process (GO): nucleotide-excision repair
Cellular component (GO): nucleus
Molecular function (GO): DNA endonuclease activity; single-stranded DNA binding
Source: RefSeq, a predicted model, not a curated record